AUGUGUGGAAAACCCUUGCUAAAAGAAUGUAGCAACAUUUCUGGAGGCCUGCCACUUCCAUCUUCAACUUUUUCAGAAGAGUAUGGAUUGGAUUGGAAAGUAGUGGUGUUAGAUUAUGGAUGUGGAUUCUUAUUUGGAGCGUGCUUUGAAGCAAUGUCCAACGCUACUGCCGAAGAAGACGAUAUACGAGUCGACAUUCCAAUGUCCGAUGACCAACUCAAACGAAACAUGCGUCCAAUAUUGCAUAAACCAUAUGGUUCCAUGGAUCUUGUUUCCGUCAAGGCCCCAGCCAACCACGGUUCCCACUCCAAGGAUUCGAACUGGUGGGUGGUGUUGAAUCUGGCAUUUCAGAGCAUAGGCAUCGUUUAUGGGGAUCUUGGAACAUCACCACUCUACGUUUACCCCAGCAUCUUCAGUAAUGGCAUAAAGCAUAGAGAUGAUAUAUUGGGGGCUCUUUCUUUGGUCUUUUAUACCCUUACCUUUCUUCCUCUGGUUAAGUAUGUUUUCGUUGUCUUACGAGCCAACGAUAAUGGUGAAGGAGGAACGUUUGCACUCUACUCAUUGAUAUGUCGCUAUGCAAGAGUGAGUUUGAUCCCUAGUCAACAAGCUGAAGACCGUGAAGUAUCCAAUUACAAACUGGAAUUGCCAAGCAAGCGAUUGAAACUAGCUUCGGUACUAAAGUCUAGCUUACAGAAGAGCCAAUUCGCCAAAAUUUUCUUAUUGCUUGUCACCAUGCUUGGUACUUCUAUGGUCAUUGGCGACAGUAUCUUCACUCCUUCCAUCUCUGUUUUAUCUGCCGUGGCUGGUGUCAAGGAAGUAACAUCUGCCCUCACAGACGAUAUGAUUGCUGGGAUAUCAGUAGUAAUAUUGAUCUUCCUCUUCAUGAUUCAAAGAUUUGGAACUCACAGAGUGAGUUACACCUUUGCUCCCGUUCUUUGUGUUUGGUUUGUACUCAUUGGUGGAAUCGGUUUCUACAACAUCAUAAAACACGAUAAAACAGUUCUUAAAGCCAUCAAUCCAAUGUACAUUGUUGAGUACUUCAUCAGGAACAAAAAAGAUGCAUGGAUUUCUCUUGGUGGAGUUGUUCUUUGCACAACAGGAGCCGAAGCACUAUUUGCUGAUCUUGGUCAUUUCUCGGUUCGAGCCAUUCAAGUCAGCAUGUGCUCCAUGGUCUACCCUGCUUUAAUAUUUGCAUAUACUGGACAAUCUUCUUAUCUUCGCCAGUAUCCAGAUGAGGUUUCUGAUGCAUUUUAUAAAUCAGUUCCAGGUCCAUUGUAUUGGCCAAUGUUUGUAGUGUCCAUAUUGGCUGCAGCUAUAGCAAGUCAAGCAAUGAUCUCAGGGACAUUCUCAAUAGUCCAUCAAUCACUCUCUCUAGGGUGUUUCCCUCCUGUCAAAGUUGUCUAUACAUCCGCAAAUCAUGAAGGACAAGUUUACAUACCAGCAAUCAAUUACAUUUUGAUGUUGGCUUGUAUCGGUGUCACUGCGGGUUUCAAGUCCACAGUAAAGAUUGGCAAUGCAUAUGGAACUGCUGUAGUGUUUGUAAUGACUCUUACAUCAUCCUUGCUGGUUCUGGUCAUGAUCAUGAUAUGGAAAACUAACAUAUUUUUAAUAAUCUUAUACAUUCUUACCAUUGGAUUUGUGGAACUACUCUAUCUGAGUUCAGUUCUCUAUAAAUUUACCUCCGGAGGGUACUUGCCGCUGGUAUUUUCAGCAGUUUUAAUGAUUAUAAUGUAUGUUUGGAAUGAUGUGUAUCGAAGAAAGUACCAUUACGAGCUUGACCAUAAGAUUUCCCCUGGAAGAUUAAAGGAGAUAUCUGCCAACAAAAACAUGUCUAGAAUUCCAGGACUUGCCAUGUUCUAUUCAGAGCUGGUUCAUGGUAUCCCACCCAUAUUCGAGCAUUAUGUCUCAAAUGUACCAGCAUUGCAUUCCAUCAUUGUCUUUGUUUCCAUGAAAUCACUACACAUUAACGAAGUUCCACCGGAAGAAAGAUACUUUUUCCGAAGAGUCGAACCAAGAGAGCUUUUUGCCUUUCGAUGUGUUGUUCGAUACGGAUACAAAGAUGUGCGGGAAGUGGCCUUUGAGGAAACAUUAGUGACAAGACUGAAAGAGUUCAUCCAAGAAGAAAUACUGCUGCAAAAUCAAAUGCUAUCUACCAUUGGAAACAAUGCUGAAAAGGGCACAGAACCGGAAGGGGAAAUCGUUGAAAGGAACAAUGAUGUUGCGAAUGCGAAGCAAGUGGAAGAAGAGAUCAUGCAACAAGAAAUAGAACAACUGCAGAAAGAGUGGGAAGAGGCAGGUAUAGUUCACAUGAUUGGUGAAAGUGAGGUGAUUGCAAAGAAAGAAGCCAAUAUAAUGAAGAGGAUAGUGAUUAAUCAUGUAUAUAAUUUGUUGAAGAGAAAUGUAAGGCAAAGAGAGAAGGUGUUUGAUAUUCCUCACAAGCGGAUGCUUAAAGUUGGCAUGACUUAUCAGCUUUAA
Messenger RNA from Gossypium raimondii (Peruvian cotton), 2475 nucleotides. Its product is annotated as potassium transporter 5. Lineage: Eukaryota; Viridiplantae; Streptophyta; Magnoliopsida; Malvales; Malvaceae. The coding region runs from base 1 to 2475 and encodes 824 amino acids. The transcript has 8 exons. Gene Ontology annotation, cellular component: membrane. Gene Ontology annotation, biological process: potassium ion transmembrane transport. The record is from RefSeq and is a predicted model, not a curated record. Gene Ontology annotation, molecular function: potassium ion transmembrane transporter activity.